Nyctereutes procyonoides (raccoon dog) is the source of this 1321-nucleotide messenger RNA. RefSeq names its product cellular communication network factor 6 (gene CCN6). Bases 46 to 1140 code for a protein of 364 amino acids. The transcript is spliced from 6 exons. Gene Ontology annotation, molecular function: heparin binding; integrin binding. Gene Ontology annotation, cellular component: extracellular matrix; extracellular region. NCBI's taxonomy places the organism in Eukaryota, Metazoa, Chordata, Mammalia, Carnivora, Canidae. Gene Ontology annotation, biological process: signal transduction; cell adhesion. The record is from RefSeq and is a predicted model, not a curated record.
GAGAGCAGGCGGGAGGCGGGUCCCGGGGGCCGGGGCGCGGGCAGCAUGCGCGGGCGCCUCCUCUGCGCUCUGCUGGGCGCCGCGCUGGCACAGUUUUCAACAAGUUGCCUUGUGGCCUCAGAGAUUAUACAGAAAUGCUUCAAGACUGGAAAGAGAAACAAGUGUCCGCAGGUGUGCUGCAGGGCGGCGGCGCCGGCGGAGCGGCGGGGGCGGCCCCUGUGCCGCUGGCCCUGCGAGUGCGGCGCGCGGCCCCGCUGCGGCCCCGGGGUGAGCCUGCUGACCGACGGCUGCGGGUGCUGCGAGGUCUGCGCCAGGCAACUCGGCGACGAGUGCAACGAGGCCGACGUGUGCGACCCGCACCGGGGCCUGUACUGCGACUACUCGGCGGACCGGCCGCGGUUCGAGACCGGCGUGUGCGCGUACCUUGUCGCUGUGGGGUGCGAGUUCAACAGGGUACAUUAUCAUAAUGGCCAGGUCUUUCAGCCCAGCCCCCUGGUUAGCUGCCUCUGCGUGAGCGGGGCCAUCGGGUGCACACCUCUGCUCCUUCCGACACCAGCCGACAGUGGCUGCUCUGGGGCUCGAGACAGAAAGAAGCCCGAUGGACUCGACUGUGGCCGGGGGCCGUCCGGACAGCAGCUUUCAACAAGCUACAGAACAAGGCCGGCUUAUAGGAACCUCCCGCUUAUUUGGAAAGGAAAAUGUCUUGUGCAAGCAACAAAGUGGACUCCUUGCUCCAGAACGUGUGGGAUGGGAAUAUCUGAUCGGGUCACCAAUGAAAAUAGCAACUGUGAAAUGAGAAGAGAGAGAAGACUGUGUUAUAUUCAACCUUGUGACAGUAAUAUAUUAAAGAGAGUAAAGAUCCCGAAAGGAAAAACGUGCCAACCUACUUUCCAACUCUUCAAAGCUGAGAAAUUCAUCUUUUCUGGAUGCUCAAGCACUCAGAGUUAUAAACCCACAUUUUGUGGAGUAUGUGUAGAUAAGAGAUGCUGUGUUCCUAAUAAGUCGAAAAUGAUCACCAUUCAAUUUGAUUGCCCAAAUGAAGGCUCAUUUACAUGGAAGAUGCUGUGGAUUACAUCUUGUGUAUGUCAAAGAAACUGCAGAGAUCCAGGAGAUAUAUUUUCUGAGCUCGAGAUCCUAUAAAACCUAGUAUAUAUGGGAAAAGUUAGGUUCAGGUGAUUAUGUCAUUACCUAAGAAAACUGGAAUGGUUUCAAAAGGGUGGCAAAUCUACCUUAUUGGUUUAAAACAGUAAGAAUGCCUACCUAUUCUCAGAUGACUAUCUUUAAGGCAUUAGAAGCUAUUAAAAAGGUUCUUUUAAAAAUA